UGACGCCCUCUUUUGUUCAGACAGGCCGAUGAAUUUAUGAAGAAACGAAACCUAACAGCUAUAUAAACCCAGCAGAGUUCAGUCGUCAUCAUAACGGAGAAGAACAGCAAUGGAUCUUGCCUCUGCACUCGCCAUGGGAGCAGGAGCAGUAGUUGCGGUGGUCGCAGCUCCUGUUGUUCUGACCGGUGUAGGUUUCACCUCGGCUGGAAUAGCAGCAGGCUCCUACGCUGCCAGCAUGAUGUCUGCUGCUGCAGUCGUUAACGGAGGAGGAGUGGCUGCAGGAAGCACCGUGGCUGCUUUACAGGCAGCAGGUGCAGCUGGUCUGUCGGGAGCUGCCACUGCAGCUGUGGCCGGUGCUGGAGCAGCAGUUGGAGCAGCAGUGGAAUGGAUGGCUGGCUAACUUCUUCUGAUGAAAAUCAUUAACAAGAUGAAUAAAAAUAUUUUCACUUUUGCUGAAUGAAGGAGGCAAUUGCAAAAUAUAUUAAUUGACUUACUAAACAGCAUAUUUGUUCAUAAUUCCCAACCUUGAGACCUCCAAAAUAGGCAGUGGCUGUGGGAGGGGUGGGUUGUGAGCACUCUGUAUUCUGUAGGUGCUGUACAUUGCCAAAAACAGUAAUGUAGGCAAUGAAAAGGGCACGAAGUUGUGAACAUUUGUCAUAGAUCAAGAGACCUGGCUGUGACCCCGGGAGGAAACCGGGAGAGGUCAAUGAAAAACAGGAGUCUUAUGUGAAAAUCUGGAGGGUUGGCAAGUAAGCUUUGAUUAUUCAUUUUGCAAUAAAUCUAAAACCUGUGAAAGAUA
Molecule: messenger RNA, 799 nt
Organism: Micropterus salmoides (largemouth bass)
Lineage: Eukaryota; Metazoa; Chordata; Actinopteri; Centrarchiformes; Centrarchidae
Product: interferon alpha-inducible protein 27-like protein 2A
Exons: 4
Coding region: 110-400 (96 amino acids)
Biological process (GO): apoptotic signaling pathway
Cellular component (GO): membrane; mitochondrion
Source: RefSeq, a predicted model, not a curated record